UGCGUGUUCUUUUUUUUGUUUUGUUUUUUCCCCCUCCAGCUCUGUCGUCGACGAUCAGACUCAAGUGGGUAAUUGAAGAGGGAGGGUUUGAAGGAUGGCGGCCGCGGCGACGUCUUCAACUCUUCUGAAUGCCGGGCAAUUGGCCGCCGGUGGGAGCUCAACGUCACUUGUGGCCACUGGCAGGAACAGCAGCUGCAAGCAGCGCCAUCAACCAGCCAAAGGGAAUGUAUCUGCCUGCUCUGUUCCAAGGAGGCCGAGUCAUGUGUGUGGUGCCAAUGACUGCAAGAGUAUGGGCAGCAGUAGAAAGCUUGGCGGAGGCAGCAGCUCCGCCUUUCUUGCGGGGGAAGGCUGCAGGCUGGGGGAAGUGGUAAGACAGAGGGGGGCACUUGCUGGCCAGCGGCGGGGGGAUUCGCAAGUGGGAAGGACGCUCAAGUGCCGUUGUCUGGAGAAGUCAGAGGAGAUGCCGCAAGAGAAGAUCCUCAUUGCUAAUCGGGGAGAAAUAGCAGUGCGAAUUAUCAGAACGGCUCAUGAGAUGGGUAUACCCUGUGUUGCAGUCCACUCAACGAUUGAUAGCAAGAGCCUGCAUGUCCAGCUUGCUGAUGAAGCAGUCUGUAUUGGUGAAGCCCCAAGUAGCCAAUCGUAUCUGAAUAUUCCAAACAUUGUUGCAGCUGCCAUCAGCCACGGCUGCACAAUGGUUCAUCCUGGCUAUGGCUUUUUGGCUGAGAAUGCGACCUUUGUGGACAUCUGCAGAGACCAUGGCCUCAACUUCAUCGGUCCUAGGCCUGAGAGCAUCCGCAUCAUGGGCGACAAAGCGACAGCAAGAGACACCAUGAAGAGAGCAGGCGUGCCCACUGUUCCGGGCAGCGACGGGCUUGUCAAGGAUACUGCAGAUGCUGUGCGGUUGGCCAAUGAGAUAGGGUUCCCUAUUAUGAUUAAGGCCACGGCUGGUGGGGGAGGACGUGGGAUGCGACUUGCGCUCGAACCUGAGGGUUUUGUUAAGCUCCUGCAGCAAGCAAAGAGCGAAGCGGGAGCAGCAUUUGGGAACGAUGGUGUUUAUUUGGAGAAGUACAUUCAGAACCCUCGUCAUAUCGAGUUUCAGGUCUUGUGUGACAAGUACGGCAAUUGCGUCCAUCUUGGAGAACGUGACUGCAGCAUUCAGCGACGGAACCAAAAAUUGUUGGAAGAGGCACCCUCCCCCGCCCUAACGCCAGAGCUCCGAAAGCGGAUGGGAGAUGCUGCUGUGGCCGCGGCAUCAUCGAUCGGUUACAUUGGUGUCGGUACAAUUGAGUUUCUCCUCGAUGCGUCUGGAGAGUUCUACUUCAUGGAGAUGAAUACGCGUAUCCAGGUGGAGCAUCCAGUGACGGAGAUAAUCUACUCUAUCGACCUUAUCGAGGAGCAGAUCCGGGUUGCAAUGGGGAAGAAGCUGCGAUUCACACAGGAUGAUUUGAAACUUUCAGGCCAUGCUAUCGAGUGCCGAAUAAAUGCUGAGGAUGCAUUCCAAGGGUUCCGCCCAGGACCAGGGCGAAUCACUGCGUAUCUUCCUCCUGGAGGUCCUUUCGUGCGUAUGGACAGCCAUGUCUACGCAGACUAUCUGGUCCCACCUAGCUACGACUCACUUCUUGGCAAGCUCAUUGUCUGGGCACCCACUCGUGAGAAGGCAAUCACUCGCAUGCAACGGGCUCUGAGAGACACAGUCAUUUCAGGGAUCCCAACGACGGUGGACUAUCACAAGCUUAUCUUGGAAAUCCAGGAUUUCAAGGAUGGCAAGGUUGACACAGCAUUCAUUCCAAAACAUGAAGAAGAGUUGUCGACGCCCCCACCGCCUCCAAAGAAGAAGAAGAUUGUAGUUGCUCCGAAGUCAAGCAAGGUGAAAGCCAGGGCGUGAAGACCAGAAGAGCAGUUUGAAGGUCGGGGGCCUCUGCAAGAGGCUAAACUAGUAUAGGAGAACCUAUAUGGAUCGAGAUCGGUCUACCGGGGGAAAGACGAUAGUAUUUCUGUUGAGAGCCCAUAGCUUGCUCCUCAGGUUUAGGUGAGCAAGUGGCGGCGAUCUAGGGGAGACGGGUGGGGUGGGGAGAGGAAUUCAGGGCAGCUGGGUACUGUAAGGUGGAAAAACAGUGCCCGAUGUGGUUGUGUGGCCCAAUGAUUUAUGCCUUUUGGAGAUGGGAGGUGGCACUUCACCACUGGUAGGGCCCGCCUCGUGUAUCAUGUCUUGUUGUAACUUGGUAGUGAGCGAUAAUGAGAGGCAGAAGGAAAUAAGUUAUGGGAAAGAAUGUGCAGAUGAUGAACGGUUAUGCUCAGGGAGGUGCACAAAGGUAGCAAAGGGAAUUUACCACCGAGGUGUCUCGGUUCGUUGCAUAAGAGAGUCUUCUCUUGUGUGUGUGUAUGUGUGCUGUUUAUGGGGACUUUUAUCCUACCCCUCUCUGUGUUAGGCACAGGGUGGCUAUUCAUCGAAGGGGGUGGCAUGUGGUAGUAUGCGGCUAUUUACAGUGGCAGGGUGGCAAUUAAUAGCAGGCUAGGUUAGCUAUGAAAAUGGAGAAGGGCGGCUCGACGGGUAUGGGGUACGAUUGCCAGGUUCUAGGCUCACUGGGAGGUUUGGCAAGUACCAUUGGCUUCUUGGUCAUGCAGAGGGGGUUAUGUUGAUUAGGUAAGAGUGUAAAAGUGUGAAAGCUUGGGAGGCCGUAUUCGAGGCUGCUGCUUAGUACAAGGGGUAGCUUCGACAAUCGGCUUCGUGGUCAUGGGGGUAUAGCUGAUGUGGGGUUUUGAGGGUGGCGGUCGUAAGGUCACCUAGUCUUUAAAGUGUGCGACCGAAUUUCACACCAGGGCCAUAUGUGGCUGAUCUGUGUUGGUCGGACAACGAUCUGACUAAAAGUGCGUCUGCACUGAGUGUUCAGUGAACAGGGAAUGAAAUAAUCCCACAAAUGAGGAAAGGUUGGAUAGCACACCCCGAAGUCGCGUGUUAGGUUUUGAGGAUGCAGCAAUUUGCGGUAGCCUACCUUAUAUGGGACGCUGGACCCGUUUUCCAGCAGGUGAUGCUCCCCACCAAUAGAUGGAGCCACUCUUCAAAAAAAAAAAAAAAGCCUUGGGUGUGUGACCCUAGUUAAAAAAAAAAAAAAAAAAAAAAAAAGCAUUACCCUCCCUUAUCUGGGAAAUCUGUCAGCUUAUUAGACACAACAGUUUUUGUAGGCUAGGCUAUGUUCGACCUUCUCGUCAUGUGUCGCGUUGCUUACCGCCGUGGCCCGCUGCAUUGGCUUUCCUCCUCCCAAGGUCAGAUGAUCCUGUAUGAUCCUGAUUACGGGCCGGGGACGAUUCCCCCGUCUUUCGCAAAGUUAUCAUCGUCAAGCAAUGCCUACUCACUUCAUUUAUGUUUGUUUCCGUAUGGCGUACACCUUACUGCGUCAUCUUGGCCACUUUAAUGUCAAGAGGUUUAAUAGCAGCAGCUCCACCACCAUCAUCUAUGUCUGCUGACUUUGUUUCUUCUUCUUCUUCUUUUUGUCCUUUUUUUUCUUUUUUUUAUAUAUAUGACUGUGUUGCUGAGUGCAAAAGUGGUGGAGCAACUUUGUUCCUCACUCCACUAAACUCUCGACAUGUGCACAAGACGA
Chara braunii is the source of this 3599-nucleotide messenger RNA. NCBI's taxonomy places the organism in Eukaryota, Viridiplantae, Streptophyta, Charophyceae, Charales, Characeae. The record is from the annotation of a GenBank genome assembly.